UUCUCAAAUUGGAUAUUGAAUAUGGAAGAGGGACAAUUACAGAAAAUGGUGAGGCAAGUUGAGAUUAAGAGUGAUGGAGAUGUUUUCCAUGAAAUAUUUAAGUCAAGGCCUCACCAUCUUUCCGAAAUGUCGCCAGCUUGCGUUCAGAAUUUUGAACAUCUCGACGGUGAAUGGGGAACUGUAGGCUCUAUUGUCUUGCUUAACUACAAUCAUGAUGGAAAAGAUAAAGUUGUUAAACGUGAAACAAUAGCAAUAGAUGAGGAGAAGAAAUUGGUGGCCUUCAAGGUCAUAGGAGGUGACCUAACAGAGCUAUAUAAGACUUUCAUCGUUACCAUCCAGGUGAACUCCCAUGGAGAGAGCAACUUGGUAACAUGGACACUUGAAUAUGAGAAACUCGAGGAAGAUGUAGAGGAUCCACACACACUCAUGGAUUUCUUCAUUACCAUGACCAAGGAUAUCGAGGACCAUCAACUUAAAUCAACUUAAAUAAGUAAAACUAAGUUUGUAGUGU
Messenger RNA from Impatiens glandulifera, 511 nucleotides. RefSeq names its product kirola-like. The record is from RefSeq and is a predicted model, not a curated record. Gene Ontology annotation, biological process: defense response. The transcript has 2 exons. Lineage: Eukaryota; Viridiplantae; Streptophyta; Magnoliopsida; Ericales; Balsaminaceae. The coding region runs from base 22 to 486 and encodes 154 amino acids.